This is a messenger RNA of Nelumbo nucifera (sacred lotus), 2131 nucleotides long. Its product is annotated as alpha/beta-Hydrolases superfamily protein. Lineage: Eukaryota; Viridiplantae; Streptophyta; Magnoliopsida; Proteales; Nelumbonaceae. The record is from RefSeq and is a predicted model, not a curated record.
AACGUUUCCUCAAAAAUUUUGGCUUGAGUUUUUUGCGCCAAAUUCCGGUUGUUGUGCUGUUAUUUCUUGGCCGUGAAGACUGAAGAAUAUCUUUGCCCGAUCAACGAGGCUCUAAACCCUAACUUCCAUUUCUCGACGUAAUUCAGAUUCCCUCUUUUGAUUAUUCGAUAUUUCGGUUACAUCUAACGUCAUGGAAACUAGAGAAUCCAAAUAUGGAGAAUCAACUACAUCUUUGGUGGGCCAGAAUGAUGGAUUGAGAAAUGAGGGGCAUAUCCCCCAACUAUUCCCUCAGCUAUUUACUUCUGUACCAGCUCUUAAUGAAGCUGCCUCAUAUCUUACCCAAACAACUUCAUAUUUUACUCGUUGCUUCUCUGAUGUUGCUGAAGGACCAAUGGAUGGAGGUUCGGGGAUGAACAUGGUGGAAUUAACAAAAUUUUCUGAAUCUUUUGCCACUGCCACUGCUGCUCCACCUAUACAUGAUGGGCAACUGAGGACCCCGGUAGCAGUUUCACCUCAAAAUACAACUGCAAUUGCAGAAACUUCCGGUAGUGCCCGAAAUGGAUUGUCAAUUUUCCAAAGCCUCAUUGCCCGUGCCCGGAGGACUGUACAUGGGUCAGCAGAUGAUAUUGGAUGGCUACAACAUGCAUCAGAAAUGCCCCCAGUUGAAGAUGGGACACAGAGAUUCAUGGAAUUGCUUGACAAUAUCAGGCAUGGUGUUCACACAUUGCCAAACUCAAUGAUUUACUUGCUGGUUCCAGGUCUUUUUAGUAACCAUGGCCCGCUUUAUUUUGUGAGUACAAAAUUGUGCUUCUCAAAAAUGGGUCUUGCAUGCCAUAUUGCCAAGAUUCACAGUGAGGCUUCAGUGGAGAAAAAUGCUAGAGAAAUAAAAGAGUACAUUGAGGAAAUUUAUUGGGGCUCCAAGAAGCGUGUGUUGCUUCUUGGACAUAGCAAAGGUGGAGUGGAUGCAGCAGCUGCAUUGUCUAUGUAUUGGUCUGAUUUGAAAGACAAAGUUGCUGGGUUGGUUUUAGCACAAAGCCCAUAUGGAGGUAGCCCAAUCGCAUCAGAUAUCAUGCGGGAAGGGCAGCUUGGUGAUUAUGUCAAAUUAAGAAAACUCAUGGAGAUCUUGAUCUGUAAAGUGAUUAAGGGUGACAUACAGGCCCUAGAAGACUUGACAUAUGAGAAGAGAAAGGAAUUCUUAAAAAAGUAUCAACUGCCUCGAGAACUUUCUGUUGUUUCCUUCCAUACAGAGGCUGCUAUUACUCCUGGGGUUCUUGCCUCCUUGUCCUAUGUUGCACAUGCAGAGGUUCCCAUGGUUGCACCCCUUACCUUGAGUCAGUCAGCAAAAGUUCCAGUGGUUAUGCCCCUUGCUGCUGCAAUGGCUGCAUGUGCACAGCUACUUCAGGUCAGAUACGGUGAGAAGAGUGAUGGACUUGUCACGUGUCGUGAUGCAGAAGUUCCUGGAUCUGUUGUAGUCCGUCCCAAGCGUAAACUGGACCAUGCUUGGAUGGUUUAUUCAUCCAUGAAAGAUGAUCCCUGUGAAGCCAAUGCUUCUCAAGUUUGUGAGGCUCUUCUGACGUUGCUUGUGGAAAUUGGUCAAGAAAGGAGACAUGAGAUUGCAAUGAAAGAUGAAUGAGGGGCUUCUGCACUCAGCUUCAAUUAAAACCCCUCAUUUUUGUAUGAUCCCGAUUCCAGUCUAUCUUCUAACCCCAUACCGACCCCCAAAUAUGAAAAAUGGAAGGAAAGGAAGGAAAUAUUAACCGAAAGAAAAAAUAAAAAUGGAAAAGAAAUGUUCCAUGAGAUUAAUUGCCAUUGCUUCACUUGUGUUGAGGUUGGGGAUGAAUGAAUAUUCUUAUUCUGAAAGAAGGAUUACACAGCUGUUACUCUAUCCCUGUGCUGUCUCCUCUUAUGAAAUAUAUAAAGACAUGCACGAAAGGACCCAUACACGAGUGCGCCCUUCACGUGGGUCUUUCUGGUUCUCUUGUUCGGUAAACCUCUCUCUCGAUCACAUUGAUCAAGCCAACUUAGUCAAUUGUGUAAAAGUGAGUGAUGAUGAUGAUGGAACGAUAAUUAACUCUAUUAUGUUCAUUUUGUAUUUUUCCAAAUUAAAGGAUCUGCAUGAUGAUGAUGAUGA